UUUCCCAUCUUCCACCCCCUUCACUGGCCGCUAUAGGUUUAACUUCCUUAGAAAGCGGUGUCUGAAUCCUGACACUGAGCUGGGUCGCUGUCCUCAUGCUCCGAUUACAGUGCCCUUCUGUGUCCUCUGUAAGACCAGGCUUAUGCGGCGUUGCUGCCUUGAAGCUCCUGGGUGCUGGCUUCCUUCUUAGCUACAGCACGAAUUACCCUCUUUACAUCCGCAGUGUCCCCACGGAGAAUGAGCUGAAGUUCCACUACAUGGUGCACACGUCCCUGGACGUGGUGGACGAGAAGAUCUCUGCAAUGGGGAAGGCCCUGGUGGACCAGAGGGAGCUUUACCUGGGCCUGCUGUACCCCACAGAGGACUACAAGGUAUAUGGCUAUGUGACCAACUCCAAGGUGAAGUUUGUUAUGGUGGUGGAUUCUUCCAACACAGCACUUCGUGACAAUGAGAUUCGCAGUAUGUUCCGGAAGCUGCACAACUCCUAUACAGAUGUGAUGUGUAACCCCUUCUAUAACCCAGGGGACCGCAUUCAGUCCAGGGCCUUCGAUAGCAUGGUGACAUCUAUGAUGAUACAGGUCUGUUGAGUGAGAAGCUUGCUGCCUGCUGAGUGAAGAGAAGUGUUUUGUACAUAACUGUAUUGUGUAGAUGUGUAUUUAUUAUCAUUUACCCCACAUGGGGGCAAGGCCAGGUGGGGUGCAUGUCAACUAAAGGUCUUGUGACAGCA
Molecule: messenger RNA, 727 nt
Organism: Eptesicus fuscus (big brown bat)
Lineage: Eukaryota; Metazoa; Chordata; Mammalia; Chiroptera; Vespertilionidae
Gene: TRAPPC2L
Product: trafficking protein particle complex subunit 2L
Exons: 5
Coding region: 96-587 (163 amino acids)
Biological process (GO): endoplasmic reticulum to Golgi vesicle-mediated transport
Cellular component (GO): TRAPP complex; nucleus; cytoplasm
Source: RefSeq, a predicted model, not a curated record